AUGAUUAACGUCAUGGAUGCAGAAGAAAAAAAACUCUUCUUAAAAGAAGUAGCUUUAUUAAGUGGCCUUAACCAUCCCAAUGUGGUGAAGUUUAUGUCCGUUUGUCACAAACCUCCAGCCAUGAUGCUAGAAUACGUUUACUUUGAUUUCAAUUUGUUUGGCCUAGACAAACGCGUGAGUACACUGUCCGAUUUUCUGAUAAAAAUCGACGAGUAGGACAGUGCUGUUUAUCAAGAAAUGGUUUCUCAUGCAGCCACAGAGAUAAUAAGUGGCCUAGCGUAUCUGCACCAAACAGGAAUCGCCCACAGAGACCUCAAAACGGCGAACAUUUUAGUGAGCAACCAACACUACUGCUCUAUGUCAGUAAAGUCGCGUGAUUUACAUGAAAGUUAUCGUGAAAGGCCGAUUGCUUGCAAGCUGACUGAUUUUGGUGAAAGUCGGUCACUAUUCGUUCAGCCGCAGCAACUCUAA
Pocillopora meandrina is the source of this 471-nucleotide messenger RNA. The record is from the annotation of a GenBank genome assembly. Lineage: Eukaryota; Metazoa; Cnidaria; Anthozoa; Scleractinia; Pocilloporidae.